Molecule: messenger RNA, 849 nt
Organism: Penicillium coprophilum
Lineage: Eukaryota; Fungi; Ascomycota; Eurotiomycetes; Eurotiales; Aspergillaceae
Product: Cytochrome P450
Exons: 2
Coding region: 1-849 (282 amino acids)
Source: RefSeq, a predicted model, not a curated record
AUGGAUCCCUUCAGCCUCACCGCCGGUGCUGUGGGAAUCACAGCGUUCGCUUUGUCUAGCAUCAGUAAUCUUCGGAAGCUCCUUGAUGGCCUUGAAGAAGCAAGCAAUGUGUUGCAAGAUGUGAGAUCUAACUUGGAAGCCAUACAACGUCCGCUUUCCGCUCUCACGGAUCUUCAGAUUUCCGAUAGCAAAACUCAUGCCGAAACGAGAAAGGUUUUGGAAGAGACUGGUGUCGCUGAAGCCGUGAAUAACUGUGGGCAAGCAUGCGCUGAGUUUACGAAGAAGCUUGAGAAAUGGACAAAGCAUUCCAGUGCCCCGAAGCUGUCCCUCAGGGAUAGACUGUCAGUCGGUUUAUGGAACAAAGAAAAACUUCAGACGUUCAAGACGCAAGUCGCUACUUGUCAGGCUAUAGUUCAGCUUGCCAUCGACAGCGCCCAGUUGGUUAUCCUGGUCCGAUCUGAAAACGCGUCAAAAGCCGCACGGCAAGAGACGGAGAAGCGACUGCGAAUUAUAGAAAUUGAUAUUAAGGAGCAAAUCCAACUCACAAAGAACACGCAAGACGAAACCUUGCAGCGCAAGAAAGAACUUGACAGCUUUGUGGACGAGGAUGAGGAAGAGGAUGAGGACGGCGGCGCUCAGAGAGCUCUGGCCAUUCAAGAGGUCGAAAAGCGAUCACGCGUACUGGAAGCAAACCAAAUUGCCUAUAUGGCUGUUUCCCAAAUCCUUUCCAGACUGUCCGUGGCGCAGGUCGGCGACACAUACCACAUCGACUUUUCAGGUAGCACCAAUCAUGGCUUACAGGUCGGCCAUAGCACGGGUACGCUCAAUUGGAAUAGUUCCCGCAAUUAA